Symbiodinium necroappetens is the source of this 1881-nucleotide messenger RNA. Lineage: Eukaryota; Dinophyceae; Suessiales; Symbiodiniaceae. The record is from the annotation of a GenBank genome assembly.
AUGCGUGUGAUUAUAGCAACAGAAGUUGACUUCGCUCGGCUCUCAAUAACAUGCAAAGCUUGCAGGGAUCUGCUUCUGAGCUUCCGGUCCUUGCUGCCGACACAACCUGCGGGCUGCACCUUGCCGUGGUUGGUGCCCACAGAGACGGUCUGGGAGCCCUGGUGGCGGACCCCGAAGCGACGUGCACGACGAGCGGAACCGAAGUUGCCGGAGGAGGCGCCUGCAGGAGAUCCGACGGAGGCGCUGCAGGCUGAACUGGUCCAGGAGGUGCUUCCAGAUCUUCCACAGCCAGCACCUGAGGAUCAGGACUUCCUUGCAGCUUCGGUGCGCUCCAGGGGCCGCAAACGGCAACCUGCCGUUCAAGUGGUUUGCUCUUUCCACGCCAGGGCUUGGCCUGGUGCUCGCCGCCGGCGUGAACAGGUCCCGACUGAAGACAGCCAAGAUUCGCCACAGGAGAAGCCUAGCCGUUUGUCCAUGGCCCCGACAGUGCAUGAUGCGCACUGCAAAGACUCGGACGAGAGUGAGGUGAUCAGCUCGCCCUUGUCCGAAGAGGAGCCAUGGUCUGCGCCGGUGGACUCUGCACCGAGGCAGGAGAUCAACGAGCCUUCUCCACAGGCCGAAGUGGCCGAGGCGGAGGUCACCCGCCUCCAAGCUGAGCUUGAAGAGCUUCAAGGCACCCUCACCAGGGAACGAGCCCUGCGCGACGAGGCGGAGACCGCCCAGAGCCGAGCGUCAAAACGCCUGAGCAGCGCGGAGGGGCGCGCUGCGCAGCUGGCAACGCAGCUCCAGCGAUGCAAGGUUGAAAGAGACGAGCUCCGGCGCCAACUGCAUGAGAAGUCCGAGAUCCAUGUGGAGCUCACGCGGAAGCUUCGCAAAGUGCAGGAGGCCAAUCGCUCCCUGGACAGUGAGCUCAACAAGACGGAGGCGCUGCGCCUCGCCGCGCAGAAUCGCGCAGCAGCCGCGCAAGAGGCACGUGGCCAAGCGGAGGCACUGCUUGAUUCUCUGCGGGAUCUCCUUCGAAACGUCGAUGAGGUUGACAGUGCCCAAGCUGCGGUCAGCCUUACAAAGGUCAAGGAGCAGUUGGAAGGCUUUGCCACGGAGCCUCAACUUUCAGCUCCCAAGACCAAAGAUCCCGAGGCUGAGGAGGAGCUUCCUACUGCCGGUGGCCUAUUGCGCGAGUGGGCCUCUGUCUAUGACAACGCAGAGGAUGCUCGACGAGAUCCGCCAGCAGGCCCAGUGCUGCUCCAGCAGAGGAGCCCCAGCUGGAACAAGGCCACAAAGUCGCGAGAGGUUCCUAGCUCCUCUCCGCCCAGUGCGCGGGGCGCCGGCGAGCAGCUGGCGCAGCUCUCUCUGCGUGAUCUCUCAGAGAUCAAAGCCUUGAAGAAGCCUCCCCCGCCAAUCCGCAUGCUGAUGGAGGUGUGCUGCCUGCUUUUCCACAUACAGCCUGUGAAGCACUUGGACGAGCAGUGCGUUCACCAUCGUUUACGGACCGACUACUGGGAACCGGCUCGGCGGUACCUGCUGUCGGACCCGUUUCUCCUGUCCAAACUUCGAUCUCACGGCAAGGACAUUGGGCCUCCUCAGCGAGCUAAGAUCAAGAAGUACUUCAAGGAUCCGGAGUUCAGUGCUGAGCGGAUGCUGAAGUGUUCCCGAGCCAGGGCCUUAGGUUCCCGCCGUCUGGCACAGGGAUCAUCCACUUGUGGUGUAGAGUGCCUUCCCGAUGUUGUUUGGUUGUGCAAGUCGUGCCUAAUUACCCGAAGGGCCAGAGGGGAACGGUACAGGAUACUCUGUAAAUGUAUGUUGUACGUAUGUAUACAUGCAUGCACGUAUGGAUGGACGGAUGGAUGGAUGGAUAGGUGGACGUUCAUAUUCUCAUAUUAA